This is a messenger RNA of Synchiropus splendidus (mandarinfish), 5027 nucleotides long. Its product is annotated as CREB-regulated transcription coactivator 2. The record is from RefSeq and is a predicted model, not a curated record. Gene Ontology annotation, molecular function: cAMP response element binding protein binding. Gene Ontology annotation, cellular component: nucleus; cytoplasm. The transcript is spliced from 16 exons. Gene Ontology annotation, biological process: protein homotetramerization; positive regulation of transcription by RNA polymerase II. NCBI's taxonomy places the organism in Eukaryota, Metazoa, Chordata, Actinopteri, Syngnathiformes, Callionymidae. Bases 676 to 3042 code for a protein of 788 amino acids.
CGGGCUGAUGCUUUAAUCACAAAAGUAAAUUCCACAAACGAGUAAACCUUUUGGUAAACAGAACCUCGUUAGUACGGAUUCCUCUUAAGUAGAAACUGUUGAAUCUGUCUAAAUGUCAGCAUUUCUCUUUUUAACCAACACCAGAAUUAGGUAGGCGACCCGUCCGUUAUUAAAAGAAAACUCGAAGUGACAGCUCUUCGUUUUUCUGCCGCUCUUCGCUCCAAAUCGUUCCACUACGUCAAGUCCUCGUUUCCCGUGCUGAGGCGUUCGGCUCCUGAAAGAGAUUUAGUUUUUUUGGUUCAGCUUUAGGAAGUGACUCUUUUUUCCCGCUCAAUCAAGUUCAGUCUCUUUAAUUUCACAAUUUACUAAUUGUGAAAUCAUUUCAAAAUUAGUAAAUGACUCAUCAAAGGUGUUUAAACGCAGAAAUAAUUCUGCUUUAUUAGACAAGACUGACCCUUGCGAGUCAUCAGACAAUAUAUAACAGAACGCGUUACACAUUAUAAAUGACUAAUAUAUUCUUCAUGCAUUAAUCGUCCCAGCGACCCUCUUAGAUGGGGUUUGUUGGUCGAGCAUGCGUUUGUUAAAGCCUCGCGUCUGUCAUGAUUCAGAGUCCUCGACUGUCAUAGCCUACUCGUUCGUAGCCGACACACCACUCGUCCCGUCCGCUCGUUGAAGAUGUCUGCGACGGGCUCAAGCGGCUGCGGACCCGGACCUGGAUCCAGCCCGGGAGCCGGGUCCGGGACUUCGAACCCUCGGAAGUUUAGUGAGAAAAUUGCACUGCACACACAGCGCCAGGCCGAGGAGACAGCCGCCUUCCAGGAGGUCAUGAUGGACAUCACUUCGACCAGGCUCCAAGCCCAGAAAAUCCGUCUGGCUCGGAGUCAAGGUCCAUACUAUGGAGGCUCGCUGCCCAAUGUCAACCAGAUCGGCCGGAAUCUUCAGGACCUCCAGGGAUCUUUUCCUUCAACCAUGGACUCCAACCGCUUGACUCGGCAUCACGGCCUGGUAGAGCGAGUCCAGCGUGACCGGCGAUUCAUGUCUCCAGCCCGGCCGUACCGCAGCAGACAAGUGGACAGCUCACAGUAUAACCCUGCCUACCUGUCUCCACCGCCGGACCCCAGCUGGAGAAGGAACUGGUCCGGAAACUUCCACGGGGAUAAAAGCCAAUUGUUCCGUCUCUCCACCACCGCACUCAACAGGACCAACUCAGAUUCGGCUCUUCAUACCAGCGUCAUGAAUCCCCCUUCAGGAGACCCCUUCACCACUGGAGGACCCACCCUGCUCCCCCACAGCGGCAGACGCACCGGUCAGAGUGAGGGUGAAGGAAGAAGAAUGUUUCCGUACCCGGUGCCUCCCAUCGAGGAGAACGUGCUGGAUGAGGAGAAACUGAAGCCUUGGGACGUGAAGAAGUUGCCUCUACUGUCAUCGAGACCCAAGUCCUGCGAAGUUCCUGGCAUCAGCAUUUUCACGUCUCCGGAGCAGCCGCCGAACCCCGCACACGGCGUCCCGUCUGCCCUUAACACGGGUGGGUCGCUACCAGACCUGUCCAGCCUGCACUUUCCCUCGCCUCUGCCCACGCCGCUGGACCAGGACGAGCCCGGCUUCCCAGGAUCCUCGUCCCUCAGUGGAGGCAACAGCACUGGCAACCUGGCUUCCACGCUCACCCAAUUGGGCAUCAACGCAGGAAACCCCACGGGAAACGGCGCCUUCCACCAUCACACACAUGGCCUGCUGGCGUCCCUACAGAGCACGCUCAGUAAUCCCUCGCUGCAGUCGUCGCUAAGCAACCCCAACAUCCAGUCGUCCCUCAGCAACCACUCUUUCUCCAACUCCCUAAGCUCCGCCUCCCUACAAUCGUCACUCAGCAACCCCUCUCUGCAGUCCUCCCUCAGCUCCUCCCCCUCGCUCCCAUCCUCCCUCAGCAGCCAAUCCCUGCACUCCUCCCACAGCAGCUCCUCCCUCCAGUCCGGGUCCGGCUACAGCAGCGGCGCUGGCGGCUCCUCCUCGACGUACUCGCCGCUGCUGAGCGGGCAGGGUCAGCCAGCGCUCAGUACGUCGCCACGGAGACGGGCACAGCUCUCCCCCCUCAUCCUGCCCAUGGGGGGAGAGUCCAGGAGGCACCACUCCAAACAGUUCUCCCCCACCAUCUCUCCCACCCUGUCCUCCAUCACACAGGGCGUGGCUUUGGACACCAGCAAGCUGCCCCUGGACCAGCGGCUGCCCCCGUACCCACUCAGCCAGUCGCUCCAGCACCAGCCUGGCCUGCCGGGAGCCCAGCCUGGGCAACAGCCUCCCCUGCUGGCCCACCCGCAGCAGAUGCACCGACUACAGCAGCCGAGAGGAAACAACCAGCAGCUGCAGCAACUGCACCUGCAGAAUCUGCGCAACACACACAACCAGCCCCUGCAGCACAACUUCCGAGCGCAGCAGCAGCAGCGAGUGGCGCCAACUCAGACUCCUCUCGGGCUGCUCAUCAAGAACGAGAGCGGGUCAGACUCGUGCCUCCAGAACUCGUCGACCCUUCAGUCGGACCAGCAGCGAGGACUUGACCUGUCUCAGCUGCAGCAGCUUGGCCAGCACCUGACUUCAGACAUCUACAACGAUGCUCUCCUCAACUCUCUGCUGGACGACCCGUAUCUGAGCCUGCAGUUUCCCUCCAAGCCCAGCCAGCAGUUCUCCUCAGAGAACCAGAGCGACGGCCUGAACUACAGUGGCUCAGAGAAGAACCAGCACCACUCAGGCACCCAGGCCCCACUGGACCUGCAUGACCCAGCAGACCAGCAGAUGCUCAACAACCAGAACCAGAACUACGGAGAGGGACGACACACCGUGCCCAACAUCAUCCUCACAGGCGAGUCUCCACCGGGUCUGUCCAAGGAGAUCACCACUGCACUGUCUCACGUCCCAGGCUUCGAGAUGGACCCCUUCUCCCUGGAUGACCCGCUCAGGAUGGACCCUCUGUCCCUGGACAUGCUGGAAGGGGACCUGAUGCUAGCCGACCCAGCGGUGGAGGACUCGUUCAGAUCUGACCGGCUGAAGUGACCCCUCCCCAUUCCCCUUCUGCUGCCACCCUUGCUGGCAAACCCCAGUCAGAGAGGAGUGCAAGCUGCUGGUCCCCGUCCGAACUGAGGGUCAUCAUGUGCACACGGUGGAUUCCGAAGAACGGAGAAUUCCUUCUUUUAGACGGCAGCUGGCGGCGACAGAGCGUCCCGUCACGCGGCGCCCGUCGUCUCCUCUAGGCAUUAGCUCGUCCCGCAUGCUCCUGACUAACGUGACCAUGUGACCUUCAAUAGCCAACGAGCAUCGCUUGUCAGACCCGACAUUAUAUUAAUAUUAUGCAUCUUGAUGCAGCUGCCCGAGCUUUCAUGCUACCUGCAGCGCAGGCAGCCACGCCACUUUAACAGGAAGUUAGCCAUGACGUUUUAUACGGAUGCUCAGAGAUUAUUCUGGAGAUUCUGCUUCUCCAGACUCGGGCGACCACGGGCUUGUUACCUGGAAACUGUGUGUGUAUGUGUGUAUGUGUGUGUGUGUGUGUGCGUGUGUGUGUGUGUGUGUGCGUGCGCGUGCGCGUGUGUGCGCUUUUACUUCAUGGGCCUCUCGACUUGCUCAUCUGUGGCCGAUAACUGAUUCCCUCUCAAGUGCCAGAACAUCCACCAGUGGUCCACCGUCAGAGCAUAGAAAACCUUCAAUAUCUGACCAACAAAAAUGUCGUUCAGAUUUGAUACCAAAAUAGAAUCGCAGUCAAUAAAGAUCGUACAAAUCAACCCACCACUACACAAACCAUUCUAACCAGUGUAGAUUAAAUCAAAUAUUAUUUUUCAAUGUACUUUUUUACUUUUUGUAAAUAUUAUUUUUUAUCGCUAACUUAUGGAUAAACUCUGAACAGGUUUUGUUCACAUUAAAUUUACACAUUUUGUUAUUUAUUCAAAAAAAUAUUUGCCAAUAAAAAUGAGAAAUAUUCUUUUUUAAAUUGUUUAUUUUUACUGAUACAUUUUACUGUCUCAAAAAAUAAUGCAGAAAUAAAUUAUUUUUUUAGUGUUUGUAUUGAAAUCGUCAAUAAAAAAAAAAACGAAUCGACAGCCAUAAGGUCCGCCCCCUCUAUCCUACUGGCACUUUCUUCAGACGUAUUUAAAACUCUGCCUGGUGUUUUAUUUGACGUUUUUGAUAUUGUAGAAGUCAUUUGUAAAAGUGCAUGACAAACAGGAUGUUAGUUCAGGACCUAUAUGAUGACCACCUGCCUUAUAUUGUCCGGGUUCCUAUUCUGCAGUGGUCAGUUGCUACGACAAGGUAGUAAAGCUGUCAUGUAGCUGUUGACCACUGCAGUAGGUUCACGAAAUUAAGCUUUUCGUGUUAAACCAAAAUAUAAAAAAAAAUGUCUUUUUCUAGACCAGAAUAAACAAUGCAAUUUUGGACAGAAUGAGCUGUGGCCCCUUAGUGGAAGUCCUGUUCCUAGUUUUGAUGGUCUGGAUUUCAAAGUGGAGGAGAUGAUGUCAGUGGUUAAACUGAGUGGGAUGAGGAUCAGCUCCUCCGGUUCUAGACAGAGGACUGAAAGUGUAUUGUUUGCUUGUAAUUGAGAAGUUGUUAUGAAGAGACGUGCCACUGCCAAGCUGGAGCAAGUAGACUAAAACAUGACCCAGAAAACAUCUCAGGAACCUGAAAAGAAAGUUUGAGAACCAGCCUUUCAGUGUUUGCAAAUGGAGCAAAGAAAACAAGAUUUUUAGACAGUUUCCCCUUGAUGGAAUGAACUUGCUUCCCAGACUCGACCAGUAGAGGGCGUGGAUGAGCACUGUGGAUCUGUGACUUCAGUUAGCGGCCAUUUCUUCUUGUGAACAUUUAUUUUGUACAUCUUUAGUUCAUCCGCAUCAUUCGCAGUGAAAGAGUUUCCGUGAGUUUUCUAAAUUGUUUGUUAAUAUUUUUGCUGUAAAUAUUCACAUUUUGAAGCUCCGGAGAUUUUUAAAGAGACAUAACUUCACCAUAUUUUACAGAAAAUAAACAAAUUGAAUAUUUGUCUGGAACUGUUGUUUUAC